AUGGGUCUGGGUCUACUGUAUCUAGGCCUCACUCUGUUGGGGACCCUGCACAUCCAAGCCAAGUACAUCCCUCCAGCCUUGAUCCCUGAACCACCUCUGUGCAAGAUACCCCUGCACCCAAACUUCCAGGAUGACCAGUUCCAGGGGAAGUGGUUCGGUAUAGGCAUUGCUGGGAAUGCCAUUUGGAAAGGAAAAGGAAGCAGUUAUGAGUAUUCCAUGUACAGUGACACCUAUGAGCUGGAAGAUGACCAGAGCUACAAUGUCACUACGAUCAUAUACAGGGAUGAUGAGUGCAUACAACAGAACCUAAAAUUUGUCCCAUAUGUGAAGCCUGGCCAGUUCUCACUAGACAAUAAGACACAGGGAAUGACCAUUGCUAUCCACACUACAGUUUCUGAUGGAUUAGAUAUCUACACCAUAAGUGUGACAACUACUGACUACAAUCAGUUCGCCAUGAUGUAUGCUGUUGUAAAGUUUGAAAACAUGGUGUACUUCCAGGCCAGACUCUAUGGGAGAACCAAGGAGUUGAACUCUCGGGUGAAGAAGCACUUCAUCAGAUUUUCCAAGUCUCUAGGCCUCAGUGAUGACAACAUCAUCUUCUUUGAGCCCAUUGGUAAUUACCAGCUUCACAGAGGGGUAGGGAAGUGGAGGUGGACUCUGUCCAACAUGAUGCUCCCCCACACCAGGGAAGUUGAAGAAUAA
Octodon degus (degu) is the source of this 702-nucleotide messenger RNA. Its product is annotated as neutrophil gelatinase-associated lipocalin-like. Gene Ontology annotation, molecular function: small molecule binding. The record is from RefSeq and is a predicted model, not a curated record. NCBI's taxonomy places the organism in Eukaryota, Metazoa, Chordata, Mammalia, Rodentia, Octodontidae. The transcript is spliced from 5 exons. Bases 1 to 702 code for a protein of 233 amino acids.